AGGGGAACUGGGAAAGUAACUCGGAAAAGUGAGUGGGAUUCUUUUAUCUUUUCUUCUUUUUCCUCCUAACCCGAAAGGAGCCGUUUAAAGGACAGCAAAGCAGCCGGGUGCACACGCUGACUGGGGAGACACAAGGAAAGAGGGCACGGCACGCUCGCACCCACACAUCAGCUGGGCGAGGGUGCACGAUCCUAUGCUUGGUUUUCCCCCAACAUGACUCUGUACGAAAGAAGCAGCACAUAGUAAACAGAUUCAUCAUGCGACGAAGCACGGGAAGGUGAAACAGAAGCAGAAAGAGAAACUAACACUGAAAGGAAGAAAGGGGAAAAAAGCGACUGCCAAUUACUUCCAGAGAAAGUGGGUGGAUGUCGUUCGUGUAGCCGUGACUUGGGAUUUUAGGGGAUGCACCCUUACAUUUUGCUUCCCACUACCCCGAGCCUCCCUUCUCCAGUGGCAGAAAGCGGCUGUACUUGGUAGGAGAGGAGGAGUAGGAGGAAUAAACAGGAGGGUUUCUUUCUGCAGUGCUUGCGAUGCCCUACUGAUGCUGCUUUAAGGAUUUUUUUUUUUCCGGUGGAUGUUGAUUUCUUGACCUCGAUUUUGAGUCCUCUUAGUUGUAUCGCAGUUUUUGUUUUGUGUUUUUGUUUUCUUUGGCGAGAAGAGGACAGGGGGAGGCUGGCUUCGGUGCUGAAAGUUGCAAUCAUCACUAUUCUGGAGCCAGCAUGUGCACCAACAUAGUCUACGAGUGGCUGAAGACCCUGCAGCUCUCGCAGUACGCGGAGUCCUUCGUCGACAAUGGCUACGACGACUUGGAGGUUUGCAAGCAGAUCGGGGACCCGGACCUGGACGCCAUCGGCGUUGCCGUGCCCCACCACCGGCGACGGAUCCACGAGGCCGUGCGGCGGCUGAAGGAGGACACAAAAUCGGUUUUAAUGCUUUGGGGUUUUUUUCUCCAUUUGAACGUGCCUUGGGCCCUCCAUGGGCGUGUGUGUACAGAUAAUGGCGAGGAACCCGGGAAUGGCCUCAGCCAAGGCCUCCGCGCUGCUCCUUGGAGCAGCCCCAGGCCCUGGUUCCGUCUGCUGCAGCCGGCUCUGCCCUCGGCGCAGCUGCGGUGGCAGGUCCUGAGCAGCGUGGACAUGAACCUACCGUCAUGUCUGGCCAUCUUAAUUCAGCAACGUAGAGGUAACCUCUGUUUCCAGUUCUCCUUGUACCUACUUGCAGUCAGGGUCUGGCAAGGACGCCAGCCUCUCUCCCUGGUUAUCAGAGGGGCCCGACGCAAGGGCGUGAGACCCUCCUCAGCCUUCACAGCGGUUCCCCAGCAGCUUCUUUAG
Struthio camelus australis is the source of this 1328-nucleotide messenger RNA. Lineage: Eukaryota; Metazoa; Chordata; Aves; Struthioniformes; Struthionidae. The record is from RefSeq and is a predicted model, not a curated record.